Messenger RNA from Morone saxatilis (striped sea-bass), 4012 nucleotides. It is a transcript of the gene znf276, whose product is annotated as zinc finger protein 276. The record is from RefSeq and is a predicted model, not a curated record. NCBI's taxonomy places the organism in Eukaryota, Metazoa, Chordata, Actinopteri, Moronidae. Gene Ontology annotation, molecular function: chromatin insulator sequence binding; zinc ion binding. The transcript has 12 exons. Gene Ontology annotation, biological process: regulation of transcription by RNA polymerase II. Gene Ontology annotation, cellular component: kinetochore; chromosome; nucleus. Bases 265 to 2148 code for a protein of 627 amino acids.
UCCAGUUGCACUUCCGGGUUCUAAUGUUUACAACUGGGAGCAGCGUUGAGAACACAGAGCUGUUUUCCAAACCCAUCUUUUAUGUUAAAAACAACAUGUGCUCCGAGCGCUAGGACCGACACUCUGACGAUGACCUGUAUAAAUCAAUGAGGGAAGGUAAGCUCCUCUGUAUUUACCACCACCCCCCUGGUUGCAAAUCUCUACAGUGGCACAGGCGGCAGAGCUCCAUCAUUGGGAUCAGCUGCUGGGAGUGUAGAAUAAACUAUGAAGAAGAAAAGCAGACGUCCAAGGUCCAGCAGGACACAGGCAACAGUGAGUGUCAGUGAGGAGAAGAGGCCGCCUGGAAACAGAGGGAGACCUCGGAAGACCGUCCAUGUGACUGCAGACAGUUUCUACCAUGACAGCACUGCAAACAACAAGACUGCUAACUUAGACUUCAGCGUGACAGCAGCUGACAACACACAGAUACACACAGAGACCAAGUCCAAAUCUUCAGCAGGUAGACUGUCCACUGCUGUCUGUCGGCUCUGCCACGGGAAGUUCUCUCCACGCAGCCUGCGACACGCCUUCGACAAGUGGCCUCAGGAUUCCAUUGAUAUUGUUGACGACGAGUCAGACACUGCGGUCCAGUCACCCCUUUUAUUCCACACAGACUUCCAGCGACUGGUCGGGGUCCAGUUGGACCGUGACCCCCGGUUAUCUGAGUUCAUCUGCAAGAAAUGCCAUGCCAAGUUCUACAAGUGUCACAGCAUCCUGAUCAGGUUUCUGCAGAGAGUUAACCUCCCACCAGUUGGGAAAGAGAACCUAAAAAGCCGGAAGAAUGCAAACUACCCAGAGUCCUCAGUAAACCAUGGCUUAAUAACUCCACCAUCCUUUACCUCAGACCCUAAGUGCCUCCAUAGCCUGGUGUCCUGGGCUCACCACCAUGGAGAGGCCUGCCGGUCCUGCCCCGACCUGAAGGAGGUUCUGGAGGACCAGUGCUGGGGCUCUGUCAAAGCUGUUUGGGGUUGCGUUGAAGGUCACAGCUACAUCAUGGACACUCAGUGCACAGCCACUACCAACCCGGGGGGGUACAUGGUGAACUUUAGCAGUGCAGCAUUAGGGAGUGGCAAUGGUGAUGGAGUGAUGUCAGAGGAGGAGGAACAGGACCAGGAGGAAGAUGAAGAAGAGCAACCCAGCAGUAAUGGAAGGACCCCAGCAGGAAGCAUAAGCACUCUGAUUCAACACACUCCAUCUUCAGUCACAGCUCAGACUCCGAGCUUAGUGCUGGAUCACUGGGGCAGGAACACUGAAGAUUUUACAGGUCAGGAGGAGGCGCUGUCUCCUGUUCCGGCCCAACUGGAGGACAGGGCUGCUGACAGUGAUCUGUCUGACAGGGUUAUCUCCGAGGAUGACUUUGAGGAGGGGAGGAAAGGAGGGUUAUUGGACGACGAGCUGUUUGAGCCGUAUUCUGACAAGAGAGGUCGCAGGGUGACCGCCCCCAGCAAGAGAAGACGAAGCCCGAAGCCGACAGAGGAGCCCAAAAUCAAAAAGAAACCCGGACCCAAACCCGGCUGGAAGAACAAGUUCAAACCUAAAGGAGAGGAGCUGCCCAACAUCUACAAGUGUCCGUAUCAGGGCUGUACGGCCGUCUAUAGAGCUCCUGAUGGUCUGAAGAAGCACAUCAAGGAGCAUCAUGAGGAGGUGAGAGAGCGGCCCUGCCCUCACCCUGGCUGCAACAAGGUUUUCAUGAUCGACCGCUACCUGCAGCGACACGUCAAGCUCAUCCACACAGAGGAGAGGAACUACAUUUGUGACCAGUGUGGCCAAACCUUCAAACAGAGGAAACACCUGUCAGUUCACCAGAUGAGACAUUCAGGGGCCAAGCCACUACAAUGUGAGGUGUGUGGCUUCCAGUGUCGCCAGCGGGCGUCACUAAAAUACCACAUGACCAAGCACAAGGCAGAGGCCGACUUGGACUUUGCGUGCCUGAUGUGCGGCAAACGUUUCGAGAAGGCCCACAACCUGAACGUCCACAUGUCCAUGGUCCACCCGCUGACUCAGACCGAGGUUCAGAGAGGCAGCAGUCAUCAGCAGCAGCCACUGUACUCCGACCUGCACACCAUCACUCUGACCGGGGAGGUGGUUCAGCAAGACCAGGACAGAUGACGGCAGGGAGUCCAGAUCCAGGUCUAGGUCUGCUGCAGGGGCACAUAAACUGUGGGACAGGGACCCGUUCCGACCACCUGUACUGUAGUUUCGCUUUCAGGUCAACGACUUUUCAUUCAAAACAGAUGCUUAGCUCAGCUUGUGUGUCAUAUCAAACUGUCAUCUUCAACAUAAGAACAUUUUAGUGGAAACUGACCAACCUGUUGAUAAUUACUGUCUUAUAGACAGCUCUUUAGAGUUUUCAAUAAUCACUUCUUAUUUCAAAAUGAAUCUAUUUUAUUGUCAGGACAUCUUAUGACCAAGUAUACCACAAGUUUAGGGUUUAGCUUGUUUUGGGGGUAGGCAGCGUUCUUUCCUUCACAUGUAACAAUGACAAACGCUACAGUGCAACCUGACCUUUGCUCUUCUACAGUCUGUAUCGUUACUUUGUCUUAAGGCAGAAUAGGUUUUAAAGUGUUUCCAGGGUUUUAAGGUUGUAAUCUUUAAGUUUUUCAGUUCGGUUUGAGUUGGCAAUACCUGUGGUUACCGUGGUAACAACAGGAGCUUCUGCUGUAUCUGCGGCUGCUCCUGACUUUCCUUACUCAGACAUUUUUUAAAUUGAUCUGCAGUCCACAGUAGUUUUGUUUUGUAGAUAGAUAAUAGACAAAGGAUCACAGUUCGGCCCUCACAGUCUAACCUCAGUGACAAAUGCGUUGCUUUAAAGUUCCAGUGUGUAAUAUUUGGAAGGAUCUAUUGGCAGAAAUGGAAUAUAAUAUUCAUAGGUAUGCUUUCAUACUAUGUACAAUCACCUGAACAUAGGAAUUGUUGUGUUGUGGUUUCCUUAGAAUCAGCUGUUUUUAUCUAGACACCCAUGUUGCCUUCUAUUGAGUCCCCUUCUACAGUGUAAACUGUAAACACUGGUUCUGUAAAGGCGCUUGGAAGAGGAGGGUGAAACGAGGGAGUUGCAAAAACAAUGUAGCAAGAUAGUAAGCAGAGGUAAAAUUGAAUUGUUUAAAAACCCUGCAAUUGUGGCUCCAAACAGGAACUAUUAGGAAGAGAAGUGCAGAUCAGGAGUACCCCUUUUCUUCCAAAUCAGCUCUGGUUCUUGAACCAGGUUCAAGAUUCAACAACAGCCAACAAUAAAUGUUCUUAUUAGGAAUAAACCUGCCUUCUGAGUGAACUGUAGCUGGGUACUUGUAAAGCCUAAUAUUUUCGGAGGUGGUACGCGGGGGAAAUAGUUUGAAGAACACUGCUUUAAGCAGUAGGAACUUUUCUUACAGUUUGACAGUAAACAGUGUGAGUGAUGUCAGUGAGAUCAAAUUACAAACAGAAACACGGGAUUACACACUGCAUCGUUUCCUGUCAAUGCCACAUUCGAAGCUGUGCAAAUUAAAUCCAGCACAGGAAUGGUGGACUCCGCCACAAUAAGGAACAAUAUUUAAAGAGAUAAUCAUAUAAUGUAAUGUAAAUACAUUGUCUAUUGCUAAAACAAUGGCAACAAUAAAUAGUAUCAAAAACUGGUUUAAUUUCAUGAAAAUCUUAAGGAUUAUAACAACCUCUCCUGGUGCCUCUGUUAAGAGGGAUUUGACACUGCCUGUAGAGUAUAUGCAUCUAUACAGACAACGUUCAACCUACAUAAAUGCAGUUGUAAGUCAUAUAAUUCAAUAUCCUUGUUACAUAAAUACAUGUAAAGCACUGUGUAACCUCCUCACAGUGCACAUGGUUGUGCAGAAUGACUUCAAAGAACAUUAACUUCAGUUUUAUUAGGUCACUGUUAUGUUAUGUAAGUUAUUACAAUGUUAAGUAUUCUUUUUAAGAAUGUGUCUUUGUGUUGUAAACAGUGAAAAGGGCUUCAGGUGUACAGGUGUAUAAUAAAGUCCUGUGU